CCUAGACGCCGCCGCCCUAGCGAAUGCUUCACGCGCUUGCCGCUAGUCGGCGCUACGAGCCCGCCCAAGCACAACAUGAUAUUACAUCUUAUUUUGUAUUGAUACAUGUAAACAAACAGUUGUAAUUGUGAAUUAAAUUGUAUUUGUUUAUUAUUUGUAUUUCGUGAUUUGUGUAUAAAGAACGAGUAUAUAUACUAUUAUACUAUAUUAAACUUAUUAGCGUCAUGUGACACAAGUGAGACUCAGAGAGCUUAAGAUGCUGAAUCGGACGUUGCGCGUGCUUAUUAUAGAAAUAGCAUGAAAUUUAUAUUUUUUUUUUGUAAUAUAACUAAAUAGUACAAAAUAUCGAACUUAACAAAAAGUUUUAACUUGAAAUGCUCCGCGUAUUUUAGUUAGUGUAGUAAAACAUAUGUUUUACCAAAUCGACGCCAUAUCCUUUAAUAUAUUGCAAAGAUAGCUUUAUCGUACGUAGUUUUAUAGGCGAAAACAAUGCCAGAGGUUCUCAUAAAGCACCGAUAUCUUAUAGGUUGUGAUUUUUCGUGAGUAGCGUAGGGUAGGAGGGUUGGGGCGUCGGUAAUGUGUGAAGAUAAGGAAGAAUCUCGGAGUGAGGCGGCGGCGGCGGCGAGUCCAAAACGGCUGUGUUGGUCACGCCGGCCCCCAGCGCCGUUGCCUGAUACUAGGGGGCUCUGCUGCGCUAAACUGCUUAGGAAGAAUGGAAAACCAAAGAAGGUGUUACUAUUCCCGGAAGAAGGCUGGGCUCGAAGUGCAUCUUCUUCAUACUGGACCCUUCAACCGUGCUGGUGGCGGCGGUCACGAUGUAAAGUUGUUGAAGUCGCUGGAACUAGAAGGCAUAGUACACACGCACGGAUGGUAAUCAGUGGUGGGAAUGCUGUGUACAUCGUAGGCACGUUUAAACAUCUUGGUACCGAUGCCGAUUUUAAGUUGUACCUAACAACAAACGUGACCCAAGCCGAUUUCAACAUGGGUUACACAAUGACAGGCACCUUGGAGCGAGGAAGCCGGUCUACUAACACCUUCCAAAUGACACACUUCGCCGUCCUCCGCCGAUGCGAUCACGACGCACACCACCUCAAGAAUUCGUAGAUGUAGAAGCUGAACAAAACCAUAGACAGCGAUCGAUUCUGAACUGCCAUUCUCUAUUUUUAAAACUAAAAUUGAAAUUUUAUAUAAAUUGAUCCUAUUUCGAUAAUAACACUGAAGUCUGUUAUCUAUGUUUCAAUAAGUAUGAUCCUUUAUAAUAGAAUCAAGACAAAACUGCUUCAAACUUUUGUUCUUGGUGGUCCGUAAUAUAAUAUUUUUCUAAGGUAAUAUUUUAAAAAUAUUAAAAACAAGUUUAGAGAAUAACCUUCAGAAUUGACCCCAAUUAAACUUGUACAGUAAAACGCUUUUCUAUGUAAUUUUUUUAAUACUAUGUUAUUAAAAUAAUGCUCAAAUUGUUUGCCGAUGACCAACCGCUAUGAAAUAUUUAGGACAGAUUUAUUAUUUAACAGUACUGUUAAAUUUAGUGGUAUAUUUUCUACACGUAUAAAUAAUCAACUUCCCUAGACAAAAGGUAAAUAAAUCGAUCGAUAGAUACGUUAUCGCCUAUGCGGGUAUGAAAUAGAACGAAGCAGCAACAUCAGGCGUCUGAUUCUAUCUUACGCUUACCACUAACGUAAUCUAUCGUUUGCCACUUAUCUAGAGGAUAAAUGUGUAGAUGGAACGUGGAAUCUAUUAGGUGCUCAAUAAUCGUAAUAAUCUACUAUUGAUUGCUUUAUGACCUAUCUAUAUGAAUCUCGAUUAAAUAUUACUCAAAAUAAAAAAUAGGAUUUCCAAUUAAAGAUUCAAUUAUAAAAUUAAUAAUUACUAAUCAUUUACUUAAAAGGCAAUUAGUGUGUUCUUGUUAUUGUAACAGAAUGACAGUAGCGUCUGCAAGGUAUCCAAGUAAAAAUAAUAUAUUUGCUUCACAAAAAUGUCGACUUAAGUAAUAGUUAGUAUGUACGAAUGAUCUCAUAGAACUUGCUAGUCUUUACUUUGAGAAUAAGGUUAGUUUUAAGGUUAUAUUGCCAAGCGAUAUUGUGAUCUCAGACAUCUGAAAAUUUGUCAUAACUUCCAUAAGGUUUUUACGAGUCAUUCUCUUUAUUACCCGUGUUAGUUAUAAAUGUCAGUAGUACGAUAAUUGUAUAUAAUUUUAAUAAAAUGUACAGACGCUUGAUGGCCGAGUAUAGCGGCAGCAAAAGUAGAUAUAUUAUUUUUAUAAAUUUAUCGUAUUUGAACAUCACUUCAGUACCGUCUAGCGUCUUAAACAGACUCACGUAGUUAUAGGACGGGCAUUUGUUUUUAUGUGGUAGAUAAUAUUUUCGAUGGAAUGAUGUAGAAUAAUCAUUUGUAAGCUUCUAUUAUAAAAAUCACGAAUCUGUCAACUUGGAAUAAGUCAGGAGUCAACGUACCUGCUUUACGACACAUUGUUUAGAUAAGCGAAUGCAUUGUAUCGUAUUUAUAACGUAAUAUUAUUUCACCUGCUCAUCGAAAAAUGUAAAUGAAUCGAAAUUCAUUUUAAAAUGGCUGUGAGCGAGAUAUUUUGGUGAAGCGUUCACGUUUCACUGAGCAAAAGAAUAAUAUAUUGGUCAAGCGCCUAUACCUAUCGCUCGUGGACGGACUCGCUGCUCUAUAUCUAUCUAAAUGAAAACAGAUUUCGUUUACAGAAGCCAAAUGUGUAUAAUAAAUCAGUUGAGCCUUAUUUAUCUCUAUCUUGUGGCUUAAAUAGUGAUUUUUCUGUCUGUGUUAUUGUAAACAAUACUAUGGUUGUAAAAUAUUAAAUUCUCGUAGUAUCUACUCUAUUUUUUUUUUACCAGCAACCAACAAACUUCAGAUUUGAUGUUUAAAAAAACUUUAAUUAACAAAAUAAUGUGUAUUCAUUGUUCUCUACAUUUUCGUGAUAUAUGUAAGUAGAUAGUAAAUAUAAGUAUACCUAAUAUAUAUAAUAUCUUAACAGAAAUAUGUAUAGACUGAAUACUGGUUGAAAUAGAAAUCAUUAGCAACUUUUUAAGUUUGCUAUACAAAAAAAAAGUGUUGUAAAAAAAAUACCAGGAAAAUUGAACAUUUUCCCUCAAGAAACUUAAAUAGGAAAAACAACGAAAUUUUUUAACUUCUCAUAUUAACACGGUGUGUUUAGCCUGUCGUGUUAGUAUAGUGAGCUUUAAGUUUUUGUCGUUUUUCGACCCAUGUUUCUGUGUGAGAAAUAAUAAUAAUAAGUUACACAAAUUAUGUAUUUUUAUAUAUAAAUAGACAACGGGAAUUUAUACGUUUAAGAACAAAAUUUCCGAAUAAAGUCCAAAAUAUUAUCACUUGUCAUACAAGCAUUCCUAGUAAGUUUAUUAAAAUUCUGUUUUUCAGUUAUAUAUAGAUAAAUACAUAAAUAAAGAACGAAAAUUUUGAGAACAACACAUAUUUUUAAAAAUUUACGUUCUUUUAGGUAUGAACGUCUAAAUGUAUUUCUGUUAAGUCGAUUCGAUAUAAGGAGUAAGGGUCGAAGAACACAAACGUCCAGUAUCGCACUCCCUCCAGUGUUUAUACACAACAUUUAUGUACAAAAUUGUAUUGUAUUUGGCUUCAACUGUUUGACUGUAACUAGUUGUAAAGUAGUGCAAACUGAUCUCAACACUUGUUUAAUUACACACUAAUGAUUUAUUGGUUGUAUAAGAUUUUAGGAUCUACUAAUACAAAAUAAAGCUAGCUUCUAAUUUAUAGUCUUGAUGCGGUAGUUAUCUACGUAUAAGAAAUUCUUUAAAAGUAGUUAAUGAUUUUUUUUAUUUGUCCAAUAAAUAAACCAUGUUUUUUUUCCUGUUUGCUUGUCAUACUUAAUCACUUUAAUUUGUUUAUGUCAGGCACCGAUGACCUACUUUUACUUUUGUCAAUUUAGGUACGGGUCAAUUUGUACUUACUUCAAUUAUGUCUUGAUAUUAACUACUUUUCUUCUUCGUCGGUCACUCUUGUCAGAGUAGUCGUGGUUGUAAAUGGUGUACACGAUGGACCUUCUUUAUAGAUCAUCUUGCUCUUGAUUGACUGUCCAAAGACAAAACUAAAAAUACGUAAUAUAAUUAAACAAAGAAAACCAAUCUUAAACCAGGGUGUAAUCAAUAUAAGAAUUUUCUCAAUGAAACUUUUGUGAAUUUGUUAAUGAAAUUUAUUCAUGAAUAUAUCUUAUUUUUACUUAAUUAGGUAUAAUUUAUAUUGUGAGAAUUAGUAAGUUAAAAAAGCGUUUUAUGGCAAUCGCCAUCGGCUCCCGCUGACUGAUUUAUUAAAAAAAUUUCAGAUGAAUCAUAUAAGAUUUACGAGUAUAUAAGUUGAUAUGUAUUCGACAGAUGUAGCCCAUCAAAAGUUCACGGGUUCAUUUUCCGAACUAAUAAAAAUAUAAGACUAAGUACUUUAGUCUAACUUAAUUUAUCUAAAAGAUACUAGGAUCGAUUCUGAAGUGCCAUUUCUCUAAAAAUUUCCAUAAACAUAAAACUAUCAAAAAUAUUUGGUUAAAAGAAGUUUAAAUAAAUAGUGCUUCAGAAUUGACCCCACUGAUGAUAUUUACAUACUCUAUCACUUAUUGUUAUACAAUAAAUAAAAUAAUACGCCGUCACUCAUAACAUCUGGAGUACAUAUAUAUAAAUAACUAGAUCACUUAAUUGAAAUGUAGCGGUUAGAUUCUUUAUGAGGUGUAAACUUACCUACAGAAAUUCCCAAAAUGCUAUUAGUUUUAGAACUUUCUGCAGGAAAGGGGAAAAACCGGCACCAUUUAAGUGCAGUCACAAAUAACAACUAUUGCUAUAAUAUUAAUACUACAUAACAUAAUCAAGUAUUAAAUCAACCAGCUUACGUACUACCAAAUUGUUAGUAGAUAUAAUGUAUGUUAGAAAUUGUUUAGUAAUUUUCUAGUCCAACAAUGGGUAGGUCGAUUUAUAUUAUAUACUUAGGUACUUUUUCCAAUUGCAAGUAUUUAUAUAAUACAAGUGCCAAAAACAGUUUAGGGAGCUUUUAUUAUAAGUUUUAAAUUUAUGAUGACAUUUUUUUAUAUAAUUAUAAUAAUGUGAUGUUGUAAAUAAAAUUCGCUUCAAAUAUAAAUGUUGUCUUUCGUAUAUGGAGAUGACUCAAAUAAAUUGUACAAAAUAA
This is a messenger RNA of Galleria mellonella (greater wax moth), 5160 nucleotides long. RefSeq lists its product as uncharacterized. NCBI's taxonomy places the organism in Eukaryota, Metazoa, Arthropoda, Insecta, Lepidoptera, Pyralidae. The transcript has 5 exons. The record is from RefSeq and is a predicted model, not a curated record. The coding region runs from base 577 to 1104 and encodes 175 amino acids.